Molecule: messenger RNA, 1344 nt
Organism: Anthostomella pinea
Lineage: Eukaryota; Fungi; Ascomycota; Sordariomycetes; Xylariales; Xylariaceae
Source: the annotation of a GenBank genome assembly
AUGCCUUCUGCGCCUCUAAGAACACUUGCGCCGUUCCUGCGCGCCUCCCGGCAUUGCCUGAGACCCGGCAGCGCCGCCAACCCAAUACAGUUCGCCGUACGGCAGCAAAAUGUCGCGGCAGCUCUCAACAUCACGCGAUCAUAUGCUGCCGUCUAUCAGCGGACGAAGCCCCAUGUAAACAUUGGUACAAUCGGACACGUCGAUCACGGAAAGACCACCCUAUCUGCCGCCAUAACCAAGAGACAGGCCGAAAAGGGAUUGGCCAGCUACCUCGACUAUGGCUCCAUCGACAAGGCACCCGAAGAGCGGAAACGUGGUAUCACCAUCUCCACUGCCCACAUCGAGUACUCGACCGACGAGCGACAUUACUCCCACGUCGACUGCCCCGGUCACGCCGAUUACAUCAAGAACAUGAUUACAGGUGCCGCCAACAUGGACGGUGCCAUCAUUGUUGUUGCUGCUUCCGAUGGACAGAUGCCCCAAACCCGUGAACAUCUCCUCCUUGCGCGCCAGGUCGGUGUCCAAAAGAUUGUGGUCUUCGUCAACAAGGUUGAUGCCAUUGAUGACCCGGAGAUGUUGGAGCUCGUCGAGAUGGAGAUGCGUGAACUUCUCUCACACUACGGCUUCGACGGAGAUGAGACCCCUGUCGUUAUGGGCUCUGCCCUGUGUGCUCUGGAUGGAAAGCGGGAGGAGAUCGGUGUGCAGAAGAUCGACGAGCUGAUGAAGGCCGUCGACAGCUGGAUCCCGACGCCCGAGCGCGACCUCGACAAGCCUUUCCUGAUGUCCGUCGAGGAUGUCUUUUCUAUUGCCGGCCGUGGAACCGUCGCCUCUGGGCGAGUUGAGCGCGGUACCUUGAAGAAGGACUCCGAGGUCGAGCUGGUCGGCAAGGGUGGCGAGGUCAUCAAGACCAAGGUCACCGAUAUUGAGACCUUCAAGAAGUCCUGCGACGAGUCUCGUGCCGGUGACAACUCUGGUCUUCUCCUGCGAGGUGUAAAACGCGAGGAUGUGAGACGUGGCAUGGUGAUCACUAAGCCUGGCACCGUCAAGGCUCACACCAAGUUCCUGAUUUCACUAUACGUCUUGACCAAGGACGAAGGUGGCCGCCACACUGGCUUCCUCGAGAACUACCGACCUCAGAUGUUCUUGCGCACCGCUGACGAGGCCUGCGCUCUGUUUUUCCCCGACGACGUUGAGGACAAGUCCCGCAUGGUUAUGCCUGGCGACAACGUUGAGAUGAUGGCGACGCUUCACAACCCCAUCGCUAUUGAGGCUGGUCAGCGAGUCAAUGUCCGUGAAGGCGGCCGGACCGUCGCUACUGGUAUCAUAACCCGUAUCGUACAAUAG